ACUUUCUUUGAAGAACCGGGCACCAUCGAGUAACAAUGGAGACUGGUUGGAAAAUGCUUCGAGAAUUCGCAGGCCGAACAGGAGGCGCGGCCAAAGACUACUGUACUUCAAUCAAAACUCAAUUGAACCGCGAUCCUGCUCACCAGGAAGACCUGCGCCGUGCCAGAGAAAGAGGCGAAGCGAAUGGCCGUGCCCAAGCCCAAAAAGAAGAAGAACAUGCCAAGAAGGCCAGAGCCAAAGCUCUUGCUGAAGCUAAAGCCAAAGAACUAGCCGAAGCUGAAGUCGAAGCCCAAAAGCAAGCCCUAGCUGCUGCCCGAGCUAAGGUUGCAGCUGAAGUCGAAGCCCAAAAGCAAGCCCUAGCUGCCGCCCGAGCUAAGGUUGCAGCUGAAGUCGAAGCCAGAAACAAAGCCAAAGCUGCAAAAAGAGCUAAACCUGCUGCUGGGGCCGAAGUUUUUCGCGAACUCCGGGAGGCUGGUAUUAAAGCCAAGAAAGAGUUUAUAUGGAAAUGAGUUGGAGAGCUUUGGCGAAGGGCAAACAUGUCACGGAUAUCAUGACCGUUAGGGUCGAGCCUAUUUGGAGAAUUUGAAUGUUUUACUGUCUAGAUUUCUAAGAUAUGCUUUAUUUUAAUUUCAAAUGAUGUUCUUAAGUUUUGUUAUGGAGUCAAAUAACAUAUUUUAGUUGUUUAAAUUGAAUUUAUGAAACUUUGGAGUUUCUUUUCUUUUUAAAACGUCAGGUUGUUAUUUACAUUGGUUUCUUUAUAAAUAAAGGAGGUUUUCCUUAAAAAUUA
Humulus lupulus (European hop) is the source of this 787-nucleotide messenger RNA. RefSeq lists its product as uncharacterized. The coding region runs from base 36 to 509 and encodes 157 amino acids. The record is from RefSeq and is a predicted model, not a curated record. Lineage: Eukaryota; Viridiplantae; Streptophyta; Magnoliopsida; Rosales; Cannabaceae. The transcript is spliced from 2 exons.